AGUCCGGGUCCAAACAACCCGAGCAUGAUGCGGCAGCGCCGGCAGGGAAGUGGCGCGGCGCUUGGUCUUUAUGGGGUCGCUGCUUCAAUCCUGGCAAGGCUGGAGCGUCGGGAAGGUUCCCUUAAGACUCUCGUCUAUGGAAGUCACUUCCCGAAUACCCGGCUGCUCUAUGCACUCAUUUCAGAAACACUUCGCUAUUCUUCUGUACUGGAUUCCAUCAUAGAUGCUGCUGGUUUGUUCUGUGCUGAAAAAAAGCUGCAGCCACAUCUGGCCAAGGUGCUGGUAUAUGACUUACUCAUUGGCAAGGGGCUUCGUGGUGGAGGACGUGGGAAGGUCCUAGUAUUGAAGCAUCAUGCACGUCUCCAGGCUGAGCUUGCCCGCUUGAAAGUCCAGAAAAAAGUGAGCCGCAAUGAAGAUCUUCUGCCACCAGCUGGAGACUCGGACAAAGCACUUCAGAUGCCGCGCUAUGUACGGGUGAACUUACUGAAGACAUGUGUGGAUGAUGUCGUUGAUUACUUCAAACGCCAGGGUUACUCUUACCAGGGCAAAGCAGGCCGUAUGGAGGAAGUGAUCUUAUCCGGGAAGAAAUUCCUGCUGGACCUCCAUCUUCCUGACCUGCUGAUCUUCCGUCCUCAGACAGACCUUCAUGAGAACCAGCUCUAUCAGGCUGGACACAUCAUUCUCCAGGACAAAGCCAGCUGCCUCCCUGCCUUUCUCCUGAAUCCUACUCCAGGGUCCCAUGUGAUCGAUGCCUGUGCUGCUCCUGGCAAUAAAACCAGCCAGCUGGCUGCCAUCAUGAAGAACAAAGGACAGAUCUUUGCCUUUGAUCUCGAUGCCAAGCGGCUGGCCACCAUGAGCACUAUGUUGGUACGGGCAGGGGUCACCUGCCAUCAGCUGACACACCAAGACUUCUUAGCAACAGAUCCCACUGACUCCAAGUACAGCAAAGUGAGAUACAUUCUCCUGGAUCCUUCAUGCAGCGGUUCGGGUAUGGUCAACCGCCUGGCAGAGGAGGAAAGCACCUCCCUGCCUAUGCGACUGCAGGCACUUGCUGGGUUCCAGCGAAAAAUGCUGGCACAUGCAUUGCAGUUCCCUGCCCUUCAACGGCUGGUUUAUUCCACAUGCUCGGUGCACAAAGAGGAGAAUGAAGAUGUGGUGAAAGAUGUGUUGGAGCAGGAGGGAGAAGCCUUCAGAUUGGUAGAAGUCCUGCCAUCCUGGACCCCUCGUGGCUUGCCUGUUUUUCCUGAAGCUAAGUGCUUUCUCCGAGCAUCGCCAGAAGAAACGCUGACUAAUGGAUUCUUUGUAGCAGUGUUGGAAAGGAAGCAGCACACAGAAGCACGUGCUGCAAGUUCUGCAGUGCUGCUUUCAGAGGCUGGCAGUAAAUUAGAAACAAAUCCCAAUCCGGCAACCAGGAAACGAAAAAAGAAGAAACAGAUGGCUUUUCCAAAUAAGUGACAUUCUUUAGAAGCUUACUGGUCUUUAUCAAUGGAGUUUGCAAGGGAAAGACCUUGGAUGGAAAUAAAAGUCAACUUUUCAGUCAGUCAGUGUGGACAUACUGAAAUGGGAACUUGCAGAA
Messenger RNA from Protobothrops mucrosquamatus (brown spotted pit viper), 1576 nucleotides. It is a transcript of the gene NSUN5, whose product is annotated as NOP2/Sun RNA methyltransferase 5. Bases 25 to 1455 code for a protein of 476 amino acids. Lineage: Eukaryota; Metazoa; Chordata; Lepidosauria; Squamata; Viperidae. The record is from RefSeq and is a predicted model, not a curated record. Gene Ontology annotation, biological process: rRNA base methylation. Gene Ontology annotation, molecular function: methyltransferase activity. Gene Ontology annotation, cellular component: nucleolus. The transcript is spliced from 10 exons.